CGACCACCGAGCAGCUCUGAGUCUCUGUCCUGAACCCUCAUAAUGCAUGGGGGCAAGAGAGGACUGGUGGCUCCGCAGAACACUUUUCUUGAAAAUAUUGUCCGUCGCUCCAGCGAAACCAGUUUCCUGUUGGGGAAUGCACAGAUCGUGGAGUGGCCGGUCGUUUACAGCAAUGACGGAUUCUGCAAGCUGUCUGGAUACCACAGAUCUGAAGUCAUGCACAGGAGUAGUACCUGCAAUUUCAUGUAUGGUGACCUGACUGAUAAGAAGACUAUAGACAAAAUCAGAAAGACCUUUGAUAACUAUGAGUCCCAUUUCUAUGAGGUGUUGCUCUACACAAAGAAUAGAACACCAAUAUGGCUUUACAUGCAGGUAGCUCCGAUCAGAAAUGAGAAUGACAAGGUGGUGCUUUUCCUCUGCACCUUCAGAGACAUUACACUUUUCAAACAGCCGAUUGAAGAUGAGUCAACUCGAGCAGGAUGGGCGAAGUUUGCCAGACUGACACGGGCGCUGACCAACAAUCGCAACCUGGUGCAGCAGUUAGCACCGCUGAGCAAGACCGAGGUCAGCCACAAGCCUUCCAGAUUGGCUGAGGCUCUCCAGCUGGGAUCAGACAUUCUCCCUCAGUACAAACAGGAAGCCCCUAAGACCCCCCCGCACAUCAUCCUCCACUACUGCACCUUCAAGACCACCUGGGACUGGGUCAUCCUCAUCCUGACCUUCUACACCGCCAUCAUGGUGCCCUAUAACGUCUCCUUUAAGACAAAGCAAAACAAUUUGGCUUGGCUGGUGGUGGACAGCGUUGUAGAUGUCAUCUUCCUGAUCGACAUUGUGCUCAACUUCCACACCACCUUUGUGGGGCCUGCAGGAGAGGUCAUUUCAGACGCCAAGCUGAUAAGAAUGAAUUACAUGAAGACGUGGUUCGUCAUCGACCUGCUGUCCUGCCUUCCGUACGAUAUCAUCAAUGCCUUUGAAAAUGUGGAUGAGGAUAUCAUUACAUCUGCAUCUCCAGCAAGUCACCUCCGAGAGUCUUCACAUUUGCACAGGAAUACCACACGGACAGAAGACUCUGUACUCCCAGGUCUCAGCAGCCUCUUCAGUUCCCUGAAGGUGGUCCGCCUGCUCCGGCUGGGCCGAGUGGCCCGGAAGCUGGACCACUACCUGGAGUAUGGAGCAGCCGUCCUGGUUCUGCUGGUGUGUGUCUUUGGUCUGGUGGCCCACUGGCUGGCCUGCAUCUGGUACAGCAUCGGGGACUACGAGGUCAUCGAUGAGACCACCAAUACCAUUAAGACGGACAGCUGGCUCUACCAGCUGGCCCUGAGUAUUGGGACUCCUUACCGCUACAACGCCAGUGGUACAGGACAGUGGGAGGGGGGUCCCAACAAGGAUACGCUGUACAUUUCUUCUCUCUACUUCACCAUGACGAGUCUCACCACCAUUGGAUUUGGCAACAUCGCUCCGGCCACAGAUGGAGAGAAGAUUUUCUCUGUGGCUAUGAUGAUGGUGGGCUCUUUGCUUUAUGCAACCAUCUUUGGAAACGUCACCACCAUCUUCCAGCAGAUGUACACCAACACAAACCGUUACCACGAGAUGCUCAACAAUGUGCGCGACUUCCUGAAGCUUUAUCAGGUUCCUAAAGGUCUGAGUGAGAGGGUCAUGGACUUCAUCGUCUCCACCUGGGCCAUGUCGAAGGGCAUUGACACAGAUAAGGUUCUCUCAAUUUGUCCCAAAGACAUGCGGGCAGACAUCUGCGUCCACCUCAACAGGCAGGUGUUCAAUGAUCACCCGGCGUUUCGCCUGGCCAGCGACGGCUGUCUGCGCUCUCUGGCUGUGGAGUUUCAGACCACACACUGCGCACCUGGAGACCUCAUCUUCCAUAUCGGAGAGAGCGUAGAUACCCUCUGCUUUGUGGUCUCCGGUUCCCUCGAAGUCAUCCAGGAUGAUGAGGUCAUCGCAAUCCUAGGUAAAGGCGACGUGUUCGGAGACGUGUUCUGGAAAGAGACCACGCUAGCCCGGGCUUGUGCAAAUGUCCGAGCUUUGACUUACUGCGACUUGCACAUCAUCAGGAGAGAAGCUCUGAUGAGGGUGCUGGACUUUUACACGGCAUUCGCCAACACGUUCUCCCGCAACCUCAUCCUCACCUGCAAUCUACGAAAACGGGUCAUCUUCAGAAAGAUUGCUGAUGUGAAGAGAGAGCAGGAGCGCCAGAGAAACGAGGUGACUCUCUCCAUUCCUGAAGACCACCCGGUCCGCAAGCUGUUCCAGAGGUUCAGACAGCAGAGAGACUCUCAAACCUUUGAUCAUAACUGUGUGCAGGUGGAGUCGCAGCAUUGCCAUCACUCCGACUCAAACUCUUACGCACAGUGUCAGUCUGUGUCUUCUCAGCAGCAGGGGUACAGCUCCUCUGUGCAGAGUAACACACCCUGUGCUGGAGGAGGGGGCAGCAUGGCUGCGCCUCCACAAGCAUUUAUCCACGCUGAGGAGUCAGAGCAAAGCUGCACAAAAGAGGCUGGGGACUCUAUAUCAAGGCCUUGUGCAGAGAUUCAACUUUGUCAGAGGGUCAGCAGCCCUGUAAGGAGCAGUGGUGCAGGUGGAGAGGGAGCUGUAGGUGGUGGUACAAGUGGCAGAGGCUCUCGAGGCUGGGCAAAGUUUAGAAAAGCAGCUGCACCACUGCCUCCUGCUGUCGAGCAAGAAAAGCAGAUGCAGAAAGCAGAGGAGUGGCCCGGGGGAUCCCAGUCCUCAGAACAGUCAGCAGCUGCCAACAAGAACCGGGACUCGGCGGAAAGCGGAGAGAUAGGGAGCACAGAGGGUGGCAACAGCGCCGGAGAAGCAAGUGAAGAAACUAGUGCCCUGCACAAAACGGACUCCUGCGACAGUGGCAUUACAAAGAGCGACCUGCGCAUCGACAGGGCCGGAGAUUCAAGAAACUCCUUUGAAAGGAGCCCCCUGGAAAAGAGCCCGAUGGAGAGAAACCCUUUCGAGCACAGCCUCGGGGUCGACUCCCUCAAACACUCUUUCGUCCAGCCGGCUUCUGAGCAAGCGUUCCUUCAAGCCACCCUGCAUGCGGCCAAGCUGGAUCUGAAGGGAGACAUUCAGAUCCUGAGCGGCCGCCUGUCAGUCCUCGAGUCUCAGGUGAGCGAGAUCCUCCGGCUGCUGUCGAUUAAAAGACGACUCUCCCUGCCCCCGACGUCUUCCCCGAAGGCCAGAGUGAAAAGUCAAGCCCCGGUCGCCGCCUCCAGGCCUGUGACGCCGAAAGAGGAUGAUGGCCGUUUUUGAACGAACUAAAAACUAAUUUUUAGAAGCACCAGUUUGCAUGUUGUGCUGGCCUGCCAAAGACAUUUCUUGCAUUAAAAACUUGCAUGCAGGAAUCCAAUCCCCUUUAAUGUAACCUUAGCACUACAAAAACCCAGGGAUUAUUCUAAUAGUCUUUGACUUAUGAGGCACUUAUA
Molecule: messenger RNA, 3449 nt
Organism: Micropterus dolomieu (smallmouth bass)
Lineage: Eukaryota; Metazoa; Chordata; Actinopteri; Centrarchiformes; Centrarchidae
Product: potassium voltage-gated channel subfamily H member 5-like
Exons: 12
Coding region: 43-3276 (1077 amino acids)
Biological process (GO): potassium ion transmembrane transport; regulation of membrane potential
Cellular component (GO): membrane
Molecular function (GO): voltage-gated potassium channel activity
Source: RefSeq, a predicted model, not a curated record